CGUAUAUUCAGGUAUUAUUCUGAAGAAGUGACUGCUCCCAUCCCGACUGUCUUUGUCGGCGGCAAUCACGAGGCUUCCGUCUACCUCCAAGAGCUUCCCUAUGGUGGUUGGGUGGCACCAAAUAUCUGGUACAUGGGCUAUGCGGGAGUCGUUCAGUUUGCCGGCUUACGCAUCGCUGGUAUCUCCGGCAUUUAUAAACAACACGACUACCCUAUGGGACACUUCGAGCGACCGCCCUACUCGGAGGCGACUAAACGGUCUGUCUAUCAUCUUCGUUCCUUAGAGGUUUUCCGACUUGGUCAACUGGCACGUCGGGUGGACAUUGUGCUGAGUCACGACUGGCCGCGCGGCAUACAUAACUAUGGGGAUACGAUGGAGUUGUUUCAAAUUAAGCCGCACUUCCGUGAGGAGGCCAACGCCAAUGACUUAGGCUGUCCGCCUUUGGAGCAAUUACUUUGUCGUCUACGUCCACGCUAUUGGUUCUCGGCUCAUCUGCACUGCAAGUUUGCUGCCGUUGUAGCGCACUCGGUAGGUGCCGUGCAUACACCGUUUAACAAGCAGGAGCCAUUGCGGUCAGAAUCCUGUUAG
Messenger RNA from Dibothriocephalus latus, 588 nucleotides. NCBI's taxonomy places the organism in Eukaryota, Metazoa, Platyhelminthes, Cestoda, Diphyllobothriidea, Diphyllobothriidae. The record is from the annotation of a GenBank genome assembly.